AUGCCAGCGCUUUCACCGACGGCUCUGGCGGGAACUUUGAUGUCUCGGGCAGAUGCAGGAUUAAACAGUACUGGCGUCAAUGUCGUUUGUGCUUGGCCUCUAUCCAGUCAAUAUGGGCCGGGUUCUCGAGUUCUUUACUAUGUUCUUGUGGCCGCCUGUGUAUUUGCACGCAAGGCAGACUGGCUGAGAAACGCCUGCGUGGGCCUUGCCCUGCUUGUGCCCAUGAUUGCAGCUUUGCAUGGCGUUGUGCUCGCAGCGGUGCAUGUACCAGGCGCUGUCGAUAUGGACGUGUAUGGUGCCUUCCAGCUCUGCGCUAUAGGCGUAUUGGCGGCCCCAGUUGCAGUACGGCAGUCUAGCACAUAUUUCAACGACCCAGGCCGCAACACCAUAUUUGUCUGGGUUCUCGUCCUCUUGAGUGGCUUGGUGUCUUUGACUGUUGAAUUCUAUCGAGUCGAAUCUACGCGUUGUGAGCGCGACGAUAGCAACAAUCUGAUUGAGAGUAUCUCCAGCUUUCCGUACGACAACCUCAGCCGUACUCGCUGUGGACUAGAUCACUGCUCGCCAGAUCGCGGCCAGGGUCCAUUCAGUCCCAUUCGUGGUGGCUCCGCAGAUAACAUAUAUAUCAUUCCAGCUCCAGACAAGCUGACCUCCAACACUGCGAUGCUUCUGGCGGCAGCAUGCUGCAUACCUGCCAUCUUACUGCUCGUCUCAAUGUGGUUCAAGAUCUUGGAAUCCAUCUGGAAGUCUUCAUCCCAAGACGACGAAUCCAACUCCGAGCACGGGGAAGUUGCCGACGAAGCUAGAACUGUCAUAAACACCACCCGAUCAUCGUUGCAACGAGAAAAACCGGACGAUUCCGAAUGCUUCGAGAUCCACAAUGCAGAAGCUGGAGAACGACAAACCGUUAGAACGGCGGCGAAGCCCAAUCGAGUCGCCUUUGCCAUACGAGAAUAUGGCGAGAUCGUAGUCUUUGGUUCAGCUGUGCUGGCUAUAUUAGUUUUGGGGGAACGUAACAUGUUCUCAUCACAAAUACAAUAUCAGCAAGAGCCCAUCGGCAACAUCGGACAAUGGUCUCCCAUCGCAGGCACGAUAUUGGCGAUCCUAGGCUCGGCAUAUCUCCUCUUAGCAGAAGCAAUGGACGAAGAAAAGCAGCACCCGAACGGAACGGGCAUUACUCGAAGCAUUGCACGACUAUUCAUGCGAUUCGGAGAUGGCUUUAGGAACAUAGCACAAAAGCUCUUCGACGAUUCUGAAUUCAGGCGUGGCCGCGCAACUGGUUAUCCGGAAGUUCCUGGAGAAGCCAUCAGGAAUGCUGGACUUUCAGACACCAUCUCAAUAUACAGUCCAUCUGUACGACGAGACUCCAAUGAAAGUGGACACUCUGCUCUGAGCAGACAGCGUUCUGGCACCAUAGACUCGAGUAGGACCAGGACUUCAAUGGCGAAGCGGAGAGAUACCAACGAAUCUCCGGUGGCGAAACGAAGAGAUACUCUAGAGGUCCCUGCAUCGCCGGGACAUCAUGGAUCGCUGCAGGGCAGUCUGAGUCGAUGUGUUUCCGAGACGAUGCCCAUUAUAACAAGGACGGAGAGUCCUGGUACCCCUUCGAUCAUUGUUUCUCCCAGUCCGGUCUAUCGGCCAGAUCAAAUACCAAAAUCGAGACGCCAUACGAUGGAAUCCAAUAUGAGAUAUGAGAGACCGGGGCCGAGCACCUUGGAGCCUGGAUGA
This is a messenger RNA of Ramularia collo-cygni, 1725 nucleotides long. RefSeq lists its product as uncharacterized. The transcript has 7 exons. NCBI's taxonomy places the organism in Eukaryota, Fungi, Ascomycota, Dothideomycetes, Mycosphaerellales, Mycosphaerellaceae. The record is from RefSeq and is a predicted model, not a curated record. Bases 1 to 1725 code for a protein of 574 amino acids.